AGCUACUUGUCCCUGGGGAACCAAACAUCCGCGCUUGUCUGGACGUGGCCCUAGAGGGCAAUUGUAAGACAGAUGGGCAGUCUUGAGGAGCUUGUGGGGGACUCGGAUCAGAGGUUGAGGCUGCACAAAAGGGUCAGUCCUAGUUGGUGAGCAGUAUCCACGUCCACAGUCCAGGCAGUGCCAGAAGUUAGGAGCCUGGGAAUCCAGAACGCACACACAAUGUAAGUGGGACCAGGGAAUGGGGCAAGAACCAGGCUUGGGGGGAAACAGGAGCAGCUGCUGCGGGUUGUGAAACAAUGAGCAGCCAAAGUCCAAAUAAAGGGCUUGGCCUUACAAGCCAGGCCCAGCUUACUCUGCAGCCAGUGAGCUUGACUCUGCAGCUGACGCCCCUCUGAAACGAGGUGGUCCUGUGGAGGUGGCAGAUUCUCCUAACAUCAGCCUCCAUUGGGCAAGUAGCUCUUAAUGGAAGAACACGGAGUGACCCAAACAGAACACAUGGCCACUAUCGAGGCCCAUGCCGUGGCCCAGCAGGUGCAGCAGGUCCACGUGGCCACCUACACUGAGCACAGCAUGCUGAGCGCAGACGAAGACUCGCCCUCUUCACCAGAGGAUACUUCCUACGAUGACUCGGACAUUCUCAACUCCACUGCCGCCGAUGAAGUCACUGCCCACUUGGCUGCUGCAGGCCCAGUGGGGAUGGCAGCUGCUGCCGCCGUGGCAACGGGUAAAAAACGAAAACGGCCUCACGUUUUUGAGUCCAACCCGUCCAUCCGCAAGAGGCAGCAGACGCGCUUGCUGCGGAAGCUCCGUGCCACGCUAGAUGAAUACACCACCCGAGUGGGGCAGCAGGCCAUCGUCCUUUGCAUCUCACCCUCCAAACCCAACCCUGUUUUUAAAGUGUUCGGCGCUGCACCAUUGGAGAAUGUGGUGCGCAAGUACAAGAGCAUGAUCCUGGAAGACCUGGAGUCAGCACUAGCAGAACACGCACCUGCGCCACAAGAGGUUAACUCAGAGCUGCCCCCCCUAACCAUUGAUGGGAUCCCUGUCUCUGUGGACAAGAUGACCCAGGCGCAGCUGCGAGCUUUCAUCCCUGAGAUGCUGAAGUACUCGACAGGGCGUGGGAAGCCGGGCUGGGGGAAGGAAAGCUGUAAACCCAUUUGGUGGCCUGAGGAUAUUCCAUGGGCAAACGUCCGCAGUGACGUCCGCACAGAAGAACAGAAACAGAGGGUGUCCUGGACCCAGGCGUUGCGAACUAUUGUGAAGAACUGCUAUAAGCAGCAUGGGCGUGAGGACUUACUUUAUGCCUUUGAGGAUCAGCAGACGCAGCAGCAGACAACAGCCACCCACAGCAUAGCACAUCUGGUACCAUCACAGACUGUGGUACAGACAUUCAGUAAUCCUGACGGCACCGUCUCCCUUAUCCAGGUUGGCACAGGUGCCACGGUCGCCACGCUGGCUGACGCCUCCGAGUUGCCUACCACAGUUACCGUCGCACAAGUGAAUUACUCUGCAGUCACCGAUGGCGAGGUGGAACAGAACUGGGCAACGCUACAGGGGGGCGAGAUGACUAUCCAGACGACGCAGGCUUCAGAGGCCACGCAGGCGGUGGCAUCGUUGGCAGAAGCAGCGGUGGCAGCAUCUCAAGAGAUGCAGCAAGGAGCAACUGUUACCAUGGCACUCAACAGUGAAGCAGCCGCCCAUGCUGUAGCCACGCUUGCAGAAGCCACCCUUCAAGGUGGCGGGCAGAUCGUCCUGUCUGGUGAAACGGCCGCAGCAGUGGGAGCACUCACUGGAGUCCAGGAUGCCAAUGGGUUCCUAGCAGAAGACUGUUCAGGUGGCAAGUGGAGUCUAGCAGAUGUUUCCACAGGCCUCGUCCAGAUCCCCGUGAGCAUGUACCAGACUGUGGUGACGAGCCUUGCGCAGGGUAACGGUCCCGUGCAAGUCGCCAUGGCGCCUGUCACCACGCGGAUAGCAGACAGUGCCGUCACGAUGGAUGGGCAAGCCGUGGAGGUUGUGACCUUGGAACAGUGAUGCUGCCGCAGCAGGAUCAUUCUGGUGUUUUUUUCUCGUCUCUUACGCGAAUAAUUUUUUUACGCCUCUCCAGAGAUGCAGUCAGGUGGCACCGAGGCUCGCGGCUGGGGAAGCAAAGGUUUUGUUAACCUUUUUUUAAAAGGAGGGAAAAAACAAAUAGCAGAGGAUGUGUGUUCAGUGCAUUUUUAUAGCGCCGCUCUGAUCCCGCAGGAGUGAAAAGCCCAUUGCUGACUGGACUUUCCUUCCGCCGAGAUUUAAAACCAAAAUGCAGCUCCACUCCCCCAACCCCCCGACCCCCAGCCCUC
This is a messenger RNA of Gavialis gangeticus (Gharial), 2336 nucleotides long. RefSeq names its product nuclear respiratory factor 1 (gene NRF1). The coding region runs from base 463 to 2031 and encodes 522 amino acids. The record is from RefSeq and is a predicted model, not a curated record. Gene Ontology annotation, biological process: regulation of transcription by RNA polymerase II. Gene Ontology annotation, molecular function: RNA polymerase II cis-regulatory region sequence-specific DNA binding; DNA-binding transcription factor activity, RNA polymerase II-specific. Gene Ontology annotation, cellular component: nucleus. The transcript has 12 exons. NCBI's taxonomy places the organism in Eukaryota, Metazoa, Chordata, Crocodylia, Gavialidae.